AACGGCAGUGGCGAUGACGAGGAGGACGGCUACGACGAGGACGAGGACGAGGACUACGUCGCGGACGGCGGCAGCAAGGAGAAGACAGGGGGUGCUAAUGACGGUGCAAACGGCGACGUGGAGGGCGACGAGGACGACGAUGAGGAGUUCAUAGACGAGGACGACAGGAAGGAGAUUGCCAAGUACUCCUCCAUCGAGUCGAGCGAAGGAGGGUUGAUCAAGACCAGGCGGCAGAGGCUCGAGGAGGACGCGAAGGAGAAGAAAGCGAGGAAGACGGUGCAUGUUCAUGGCAGCGGCGUGGGCAAGGAGUCUCCGUCUGCCAAGGUGGACAUCAACUCCAUCUGGGCUGAGCUCAACAGUACCAGCAAGGCCGGACCAACGACGGCUGCGACGCACGUGGUAUCCUCGUCGCCCGGCACGACGCUGGGCGCUGCAGGGCACUCGGUGGAUGAAAAGGUGAAGAUCACACGGACGUACGAGUUUGCAGGAAAGACGAUCUCGGAGGAAAAAUGGGUGGACGCCGACUCGGAAGAAGCAAAGGCUCAUCUGAACUCGACUGCCAUACCUGCGGCAAAGAGCGCCGCCGCCCAGAUCGCUCCGGAGCCUGUGGCGGCCUCCGCAGCGGUGCCGCAGAAGAACCUGAGACGCAAGAGGAAGAGAGCCAGUUUGUUGGACGCCGUCAUCACAAACUCCUCCAACACCAAGCUCACCACGUUGGAGAAGUCUCGUCUGGACUGGGCUACGUAUGUGGAUAAGAACAAGAUCAGCGACGAGUUGAAGUACACGAACAAGGCCGGGUUCUUGGAGAAACAAGACUUCCUCAGCAGAGUUGAUUCCCGCAGAGACAGUCUGUACAGCAAGGCCAAG
Molecule: messenger RNA, 867 nt
Organism: Pichia membranifaciens NRRL Y-2026
Lineage: Eukaryota; Fungi; Ascomycota; Pichiomycetes; Pichiales; Pichiaceae
Exons: 1
Source: RefSeq, a predicted model, not a curated record